Molecule: messenger RNA, 3329 nt
Organism: Sardina pilchardus (European sardine)
Lineage: Eukaryota; Metazoa; Chordata; Actinopteri; Clupeiformes; Clupeidae
Product: phosphatidylinositol 5-phosphate 4-kinase type-2 beta
Exons: 10
Coding region: 581-1810 (409 amino acids)
Biological process (GO): phosphatidylinositol phosphate biosynthetic process
Cellular component (GO): plasma membrane
Molecular function (GO): 1-phosphatidylinositol-4-phosphate 5-kinase activity; 1-phosphatidylinositol-5-phosphate 4-kinase activity
Source: RefSeq, a predicted model, not a curated record
GACACGGCAGUUCUGCUGUUCACCAGUUGUAGGUGCGCUUCAGCACAGAAUGUACCGUGGACGCCAUCUUGGGGAGAUCCCGAAGCUGGUGACAACUAUAUGAAGCUCAUCAAAAUGGGAUUAUUAAACUUCUAAAAAAACAUUUUCCUUUUUGUUUUGUCUGGAACUGCAACGGAGAGUAGGCGUUUUAUUCAGCGGCAGUUUGUUUGCCUGCGAAGACUCAACCGUGGCUGCAGUCAAGCCUGCUUACCGUUGGUUAGAUGGCCGGCUAGCUAGCUACGCUAGCUAUCUAUGCCAGCUGGUCUGUGCGCCGCUCCGGACUGAUCCGUGGCCUGCAGCAGAGGAAGGGUGGUGACGGCGCAAAAUGCAAUCCCGUUAAUUUUCUUCAGGAACCCUCUUUUUCUCCAGGAAAUUGCUACUGGGACAACUUGCAUAUCCGAUAAUGAACUUAUAGAUUGCCAAGUACUUGUCAUCUUCAAUUUUGCUGUCCAUUUCGUAUCCAGCUACAGAUUAGCUGGCUUGCUAGCCGACUUGCUAGCUCCCUUGCUGUCUGCGUUGCCUAAUAUUCACUUGAAGAGACAUGUCAUCCAAUUGUACGAGCACAGGGCCGGUGAGCGCCAGCAAAACGAAGACGAAAAAGAAACAUUUUAUUGGACAGAAAGUAAAACUUUUCCGUGCAAGCGAACCCAUUCUGAGCGUUCUAAUGUGGGGUGUCAACCAUACGAUCAACGAGCUGAGCAACGUCCCUGUCCCAGUUAUGCUAAUGCCUGAUGAUUUUAAAGCCUACAGCAAGAUCAAAGUGGACAACCACCUAUUUAACAAGGAAAACCUGCCGAGCCGCUUCAAAUUCAAGGAGUAUUGCCCCAUGGUGUUCCGCAAUCUGAGGGAACGCUUCGGCAUCGAUGACCAGGACUACCAGAACUCGUUGACGAGGAGCGCUCCCCUCAACAGUGACUCGCAGGGCCGCUUCGGAAACCGCUUCUUGUCCACGUACGACCGGCACUUCGUCAUCAAGACCGUCUCCAGUGAGGACAUCGCCGAGAUGCACAACAUCCUCAAGAAAUACCACCAGUUCAUCGUGGAAUGUCAUGGCAACACGCUGCUCCCGCAGUUCUUAGGGAUGUACCGGCUAACGGUUGACGGCGUGGAGACGUACAUGGUGGUGACGCGCAACGUCUUCAGCCACCGGCUCACCGUGCAUCGCAAAUACGACCUGAAGGGGUCUACAGUGUCCAGGGAAGCCAGUGACAAGGAGAAGGCGAAAGACCUUCCGACCUUCAAAGACAACGACUUCCUGAAUGAAGGCCAGAAGCUCCAGAUUGGGGAUGACAACAAAAAGUUAUUCCUGGACAAGUUAAAACGUGACGUAGAGUUCCUGGCCACGCUGAAGAUCAUGGACUACAGCCUGCUGGUGGGCAUCCAUGACGUGGAGCGGGCGGAGCAGGAGGAGAUGGAGGUGGAGGGCGCCGCCGGCGAUGAGGACGACUACGACGGCGACGGCGGCAUGACCGGCUCGUUCGGCACCCCACCCGACAGCCCCGGCAACCCCCUCAACUUCGGCGGCUUCUUCGGGCCUGGCGAGUUUGACCCGUCGGUGGACGUAUACGCCAUCAAGAGUCACGAUGGUGUGGUGAAGAAGGAAGUGUACUUUAUGGCCAUUAUUGACAUCCUCACACACUAUGAUGCGAAGAAGAAAGCUGCACACGCUGCCAAAACUGUGAAACAUGGGGCUGGCGCUGAGAUCUCCACGGUGAACCCGGAACAGUACUCCAAGCGGUUCUACGAGUUCAUGUCCAACAUCCUCUCCUAGAUGAUCUGCCCUCGCCACGCCACACCCCACCCCACCCCACCCCACCCCACCCCACCCCACACCACACCCACAGACCUGCAGCUGAUUCCUUACAGCACUUUUGUUGACCUCCACACUUCUCCCUCUCUCUCUGUCUGUCUCUCCUUCUCUCUCUGUCAUUCUCUCUCUCUCUCUCUCUCUCUCUCUCCCUUCUCUAUCAUUCUUUCUCUCUUUCUCUCUCUGUACCUCCGCUCUGUGUUAUAUCUCCGCAUCUUUCUCUCCCAUCUCAUCGCCCCCCCCCCAAAAUCCUAUUUCCUUUCAGUCUUCUAAAGGCAUAUAGCACAUAGACACAGGAGCAAGGCUGUUACCACCACCACCACCACCACACCACCACACCACCCCCCGCUGCCCCUCUACAAGAGCAACACAAGGGGGGGGCAGGUUUGGGUGGGGGGGUUGAAGACUGGACUGCCACUAAUAGCAACGCUUCAGCUCCACCCCACCUCUCCGCAAAAAAAAAAAAAAAAGCCCCCCAAACUUAUUGUACUUGUUGCCCAGCUUCUCUUCAGCCUCUUUCUCUGGAAUGAGGGAUGGUUGGGAACCGUGCCGAACGAAACAAAGGAAAGAAAGAAGAAAAAAGUGACUCUGUUCCUCCUGCCCUUUCUCCCACACAACGUGCCCUCCCCUUCUCCUCGUCUCCAGACUUUUAUUUUAUUUCAUAUAUAUUGUUUUGUUUUUUUUUUACUUUUGACGCCAGCACCUUCUCACUAAUGCCUUGAAAGUGUGUUUUGGCUUCAGCUGUAAGAGUCCUGUUAUUAUUGGCUACCCUUCUCUUUUUUUGGUGUCUGUCCAUGCGCUCAUCUAUAUUUAUUUUUUCCUUUUAAAAAAACAAAACAAAAAAAACACAAUACACACACUCUUAAAACAGCACUCUGAGGACAAAGAAAAGGAAGAGAGAGCAAACGAGAAGAGACACUUUGGAGCCCGUCAAAUCUCGUGACAGUCCGCCGCAACAAAAAAAAAGAAAACGAAAAGAGGUCUUGCAGCGGAACAACCUGACGGUGGUGUGUGCACACCUCCCGACUCGAGCCCCAGUUCAAAUAGAGGAAACACAAAAGGAUGUGCUCGGAACAUGUGCAAGGGAAAACAAAUGUUGAACGCAGUGGCAAAAAUGCAUGUCUGUCAAACAGAGCCGACAUCACGCGUCUACGUCAACACCAACACCAAAACCACUAAUCUCUUUUAAUGGACGUAAGUGUUUGAAUGUUAUGUUGCCAUAUUUGUAUGAAGUCAAUUGUGUCUGUCAACUUGAUGGAGGUCGGUUAACAAAAAUGGAUUAAGAAACCACAUCAGAAAAAAAAGAGGAAUUUGAAAAAGCAAAUAUACUGGUUUUAUUACCAUGCGAAUCAUUUUUAUAUCUUGUUUACAUUAAUGUAGCAUUUUUGUGUUUGUAUACAGUAUUGUUUUGUUACCAACAUACGUUAGAAAAGGAAGUUACUUGAAAACUGAUCCAGUGCAUAUUAAAGGGAGUUUUAUUCUU